UAAGUAGUAUAAUUUGCAGUGUCUACGAGUUGUCUCUACAAAGUCCAUCUUUUACUUUGCUUUCCUCCCUCGCACUCUCUCAUCGCCGAUCGCACUCUCUCGAUCCACAGGGUAUGCUUCUUCAACAAAGUUCUUGUGCCUCGUCUCUAUAGCAACUGGUAGAUUUUGGGUUUGCUUGGAAGCUGUACGAUAUGGGUCGCUUAAAGAUGCAACCAGGGAUUAAGGCGAUCGAGGAAGAACCCGAGGAUUGUGAUUCUUCUUCCUAUUCUAAUAAAGCUACUUUAGCGUGCAUAAUAAAUGCAGAAGUGGGUGCGGUGUUGGCAGUCAUGAGGAGAAACGUAAGAUGGGGAGGUCGCUAUAUGUCUGGUGAUGAUCAGCUAGAGCAUUCUUUGAUUCAGUCCUUGAAGUCAUUGCGCAAGCAAAUCUUUUCGUGGCAGCAUCCGUGGCAUACCAUCAAUCCUGCUGUGUAUCUUCAGCCUUUUUUGGACGUGAUUCGCUCAGAUGAAACGGGUGCUCCAAUCACUGGCGUUGCUUUGUCAUCUGUGUACAAGAUUUUAACUCUUGAUGUGAUUGAUCAAAAUACUGUAAAUGUUGAAGAUGCUAUGCACUUGGUAGUUGAUGCUGUGACGAGUUGCAGAUUUGAGGUGACAGAUCCUGCAUCUGAAGAAGUUGUGCUGAUGAAGAUACUUCAGGUUCUUCUAUCUUGUAUGAAGAGUAAGGCAUCAGUUACACUGAGUAAUCAGCAUGUCUGUACCAUAGUAAAUACUUGUUUUCGUAUAGUUCAUCAAGCAGGAAGUAAAGGAGAGUUAUUGCAGAGAUUUGCUCGCCAGACAAUGCAUGAGCUGAUUAGGUGUAUUUUUUCACACCUUCUAAACGUUGACAACACAGAACAUGCACUGGUUAAUGGAGUUAGUACAGUCAAACAGGAGAUUGGUGGUCUAGAUAAUGAUUACACUUUUGUGAACAAACAAACAGAAAAUGGUAACAGAAGUUCCGAAAUGGAUGGUCAAACAUCUUCGACAAGCUAUGGUUCUGGUGUUUCUACAGUUCUGGUGCCAGCUGUUAUGGAAGAUAACAUUGGAGGCUGUAGUGUUAAGGAUACUCUUCCAUAUGAUUUGCACCUCAUGACUGAACCGUAUGGCGUCCCCUGCAUGGUGGAGAUCUUUCACUUUUUGUGCUCUUUGUUAAAUGUUGUUGAGCAUAUGGGUAUGGAUCCCAGAUCUAACACCAUGGCAUUUGAUGAAGAUGUACCCCUCUUUGCAUUGGGCUUAAUUAAUUCAGCUGUAGAAUUGGGCGGGCCUUCUAUUCCUCGUCACCCUAGGUUACUGAGUUUGAUUCAGGAUGAAUUAUUUCGUAAUCUAAUGCAGUUUGGCUUGUCAAUGAGUCCACUGAUUCUCUCAAUGGUUUGUAGUAUUGUUCUCAACCUGUAUCACCACUUACGAACCGAACUUAAAUUGCAGCUUGAGGCUUUUUUUUCUUGUGUGAUUCUGAGACUUGCUCAGAGCAGAUAUGGUGCUUCAUACCAGCAGCAAGAGGUUGCUAUGGAGGCACUUGUUGACUUCUGCAGGCAGAAAACAUUCAUGGUGGAGAUGUAUGCUAAUUUAGAUUGCGAUAUAACAUGCAGCAAUGUGUUUGAGGACCUAGCCAAUCUGUUGUCAAAGAGUGCAUUUCCAGUGAACUGCCCUUUGUCUGCAAUGCACAUUCUUGCUUUGGAUGGUCUGAUAGCUGUUAUUCAGGGGAUGGCUGAAAGAAUUGGCAAUGCAUCAGUUAGUUCAGAACAGGCUCCAGUGAACCUUGAGGAGUAUACACCCUUCUGGAUGGUGAAGUGUGACAAUUAUGCCGAUCCUUAUUACUGGGUUCCAUUUGUCCGCAGGAGAAAAUACAUUAAGAGGAGAUUGAUGAUUGGAGCCGAUCACUUCAACCGGGAUCCAAAGAAAGGCUUAGAAUUUCUUCAAGGAACACAUCUCCUACCUGACAAACUUGACCCCCAAAGUGUGGCCUGCUUUUUCAGGUACACAGCUGGGUUGGACAAGAACCUAGUCGGGGAUUUUUUGGGAAAUCAUGAUGAGUUUUGUGUCCAGGUUCUUCAUGAAUUUGCUGGGACUUUUGAUUUCCAAGGUAUGAAUCUUGAUACUGCUCUGCGGUUGUUCUUGGAAACUUUUAGGCUCCCUGGAGAAUCUCAAAAAAUACAAAGGGUUCUUGAAGCAUUCUCUGAGAGAUACUAUGAACAGUCGAUGCAGAUUCUAGCUAACAAGGAUGCUGCUCUUUUGUUAUCUUAUUCACUUAUAAUGCUCAAUACAGAUCAACAUAAUGUACAGGUGAAGAAAAAGAUGACUGAAGAAGACUUUAUACGGAAUAAUAGGCAUAUUAAUGGAGGAAAUGAUUUACCUCGAGAUUUUCUGUCAGAAUUAUACCACUCAAUCUGCAAGAAUGAGAUCCGCACUAUUCCAGAACAAGGAUCUAGUUUCCCUGAGAUGAAUCCGAGCCGUUGGAUAGAUCUGAUGCUCAAAUCCAAGAAAACUGCUCCUUUCAUUGUAUCCGACUCUGUAGCCUACCUUGAUCAUGAUAUGUUUGCGGUUAUGUCAGGUCCCACAAUUGCUGCUAUCUCAGUUGUGUUUGAUCAUGCAGAACAUGAAGAUGUUUAUCAGGCAUGUAUUGAUGGAUUCUUAGCUGUUGCAAAAAUUUCUGCAUGUCAUCAUCUUGAAGAUGUAUUGGAUGAUCUAGUUGUGUCUCUCUGUAAGUUCACUACCCUCCUGAAUGCGUCUUCUGCUGAGGAACCUGUGCUGGCUUUUGGUGACGACACAAAAGCCAGGAUGGCAACCGUCACUGUUUUCACCAUAGCAAACAGGUAUGGUGAUUUUAUUCGCACAGGUUGGAGAAAUAUCCUGGACUGUAUUUUACGGUUGCACAAACUUGGUCUUCUUCCAGCACGUGUUGCCAGUGAUGCUGCUGAUGAAUCAGAACUUUCCACUGAACUUGGUCAUGGGAAGCCUAUUCCAAAUUCUUUAUCUUCAGUUCAUAUGCAAUCUAUGGGAACUCCUAGGAGAUCUUCUGGAUUGAUGGGCCGGUUUAGUCAGCUCUUAUCUCUUGACACUGAGGAGCCAAGAUCACAACCUACUGAGCAACAACUUGCUGCUCAUCAACGCACUCUUCAGACUAUUCAAAAGUGCCAUGUUGACAGCAUUUUUACCGAGAGCAAGUUCCUGCAAGCUGAAUCUUUGUUGCAGCUUGCGCGAGCACUUAUCUGGGCAGCAGGGCGGCCUCAAAAAGGGAAUAGCUCCCCAGAGGAUGAGGAUACUGCAGUUUUUUGCUUGGAGUUGCUGAUUGCAAUUACUCUGAAUAACCGGGACAGGAUUGUGCUAUUGUGGCAAGGUGUGUAUGAGCACAUAGCUGGUAUUGUACAAUCAACUGUGAUGCCUUGUGCAUUAGUAGAAAAGGCUGUGUUUGGACUCCUCCGGAUAUGCCAGCGGUUACUCCCUUACAAAGAGAACCUGGCUGAUGAACUUUUGAGGUCAUUGCAACUUGUUUUGAAACUUGACGCUCGUGUUGCUGAUGCUUAUUGUGAACAAAUUACUCAGGAAGUUAGUCGUCUUGUAAAGGCAAAUGCUACGCAUAUCAGAUCUGGAAUGGGUUGGCGUACAAUUACAUCACUUCUUUCCAUAACAGCUCGGCACCCUGAAGCUUCUGAAGCUGGAUUUGAGGCACUUAUAUUCAUUAUGAGUGAUGGAACUCACUUGUUGCCAGCCAAUUAUGUUCUAUGUCUUGAUGCAGCGAGGCAGUUUGCAGAGUCUCGUGUGGCUCAGGCAGAAAGGUCUGUACGGGCACUAGAUUUAAUGGCGGGUUCUGUGGAUUGUUUGGCUCGGUGGUCUCAUGAGGCUAAAAAAGCAAUGGGGGAGGAAGAAGCUACAAAAUUAUUGCAGGACAUUGGGGAGAUGUGGCUGAGGCUUGUACAGGGAUUAAGAAAAGUUUGUUUGGAUCAGAGAGAGGAGAUCAGAAACCAUGCUGUUUUGUCCCUGCAGAAGUGCUUGACGACGGUGGUAGAUGAGAUCAACCUUCCUCAUGGUUUAUGGCUACAGUGUUUUGAUCUGGUAAUUUUUACAAUGCUAGACGACUUGCUUGAAAUUGCUCAGGGGCACUCCCAAAAAGAUUUUAGAAACAUGGAUGGCACGUUAAUCAUCGCUGUAAAGCUCCUGUCAAAAGUGUUUUUACAGUUACUCGAUGACCUUGCACAGUUGACAACAUUUUGUAAGUUGUGGUUGGGAGUUCUCAGCCGAAUGGAAAAGUAUUUGAAGGUUAAAGUGAGGGGGAAGAAGAGUGAGAAGCUUCAAGAAGUUGUGCCUGAACUUUUGAAGAACACAUUGCUCGCAAUGAAGACCAAGGGAGUGCUAUUACAGAGGAGUCCGUUGGGCGGGGAUAGCUUAUGGGAACUAACAUGGCUACAUGUGAAUAACAUUGCUCCGUCUUUACAAUCAGAGGUGUUCCCAGAUCAAGACUGGGAGCAGUCGCAGCCUGAAUCAGCUGCAAACUUGGAAACAGUUCCUCUUCCAUCAAAUGGAUCAGUGGCUUCUGAAGGAUCCGGCACUUGAGGGUAACAUUUGCUAAGUUUCAUCAUCCUGUAUUAGUUUCGGUAAUACAUGCAGCUUAGAGCAGAUCAUUGCAAGCAGCAAGAUGGCAUGUAUUUAUGUCCGAACACCCGAAUUGACCGAGUUAUGGUAGAGAUUUCGUAAGUGUUAGUAUGAGCAUAUGCCAGUGGACCCAAGUUGCAUAGAGGAAAGGAUUUAACAUAGAAAUGAUGUGUAGAGAUGUGAAAAGGUUGACCAAUUAUAUAUUAAUGACACCCUGGAUUUUUGUUCCCAAAAAUAUGGCUUUCCAUGCUCUGAUGUUUAUAUAGUUUGUCAGGAUAAAUGUGUAGCAGGUGUUUGUACAGUUUUUCAGAAUUGCUUUAUAUGUGGUCUAGGAAUUUGCUUCA
This is a messenger RNA of Mercurialis annua (annual mercury), 4969 nucleotides long. RefSeq names its product ARF guanine-nucleotide exchange factor GNOM. Gene Ontology annotation, biological process: regulation of ARF protein signal transduction. Lineage: Eukaryota; Viridiplantae; Streptophyta; Magnoliopsida; Malpighiales; Euphorbiaceae. Bases 192 to 4586 code for a protein of 1464 amino acids. The record is from RefSeq and is a predicted model, not a curated record. The transcript is spliced from 3 exons. Gene Ontology annotation, molecular function: guanyl-nucleotide exchange factor activity.